CCAAGCCGGGCGCUGUCCCUUGGGUGCGUCCUCUGCCUGAGCUCGGUGCUGUUCCCUGCACGCGUCCCGCGGCAUCCCGGCGCCGCCAUGCUCCUGCUUCUGGGGCUGUGCUUGGGGCUGCCGCUCUGCGCGGGGUCGCUGGAAGAGCCGCGGAGCUGGGGUGACACUUCAGAGCAAGUUGGAGUCCGGGUCCCGAGGCAAGUCCGGCUGUUGCAGAGGCUGAAAACCAAACCUUUGAUGACAGAAUUUUCCGUGAAGUCUACCAUUAUUUCUCGCUAUGCCUUCACUACCGUUUCCUGUCGAAUGAUGAACAGAGCUUCUGAGGACCAAGACGCUGAGUUUCUGAUGCAGAUUCCAGCCACAGCUUUUAUCACCAACUUCACUAUGCUAAUUGGAGACGAGGUGUAUCAGGGAGAAAUCACAGAGAGAGAAAAGAAAAAUGGUGAUAAGAUAGAAGAGAAAAGGAAUAAAACCACAGAAGAUAAUGGGGAGAAGGGGACUGAAACAUUCAGAGCCUCUAUAGUUAUUCCCAGCAAGGACAAAGCUGUCUUCCUCCUGAGCUACGAAGAGCUCUUGCAGCGGCGGCUUGGGAAGUAUGAGCAUGUCAUCAGUGUGCGACCACAGCAGCUGGUGGGGAGGCUGACCGUGGAAGUGAAUAUUCUGGAGAGUUCGGGCAUCACAUCACUGGAGGUGCUGCCUCUGCACAACAGUAGGCAGAAGGGCAGCGGGAGGGCAGAAGACAAUGCUGGGCCACCUCCUUCUACUCUUAUCAACCAAAAUGAAACUUUUGCCAAAAUAAUUUUUAAGCCUAGUGUGGUACAACAAGCGAGGAUUGCACAAAAUGGCAUUUUGGGAGAUUUCAUCAUUAGAUAUGAUGUCAAUAGGGAACAGAACGUUGGAGACAUCCAGGUUCUAAAUGGCUAUUUUGUGCACUACUUUGCCCCCAAAGACCUUCCUCCGUUACCCAAGAAUGUGGUGUUUGUGCUUGACAGCAGUGCCUCCAUGGUAGGAACCAAACUCCGGCAGACCAAAGAUGCCCUCUUCACAAUCCUGCAUGACCUCCGGCCCCAGGAUCAUUUCAGUAUUAUUGGAUUUUCCAACCGGAUCAAAGUGUGGAAGGACCAUUUGGUGUCAGUGACUCCCAACAAUAUCAGAGAUGGCAAAGUCUACAUUCACCACAUGUCGCCCACCGGAGGCACAGACAUCAACGGGGCCCUGCAGAGGGCUAUCAGGCUGCUCAACAACUAUGUGGCCCACAAUGACAUUGAAGAUCGCAGUGUAUCUCUCAUCAUCUUCCUGACGGAUGGGAAACCCACCGUCGGGGAGACCCACACCCUCCAGAUUCUCAACAACACUAAGGAGGCUGCCCGAGGCCAAAUCUGCAUCUUCACCAUCGGCAUUGGGAAUGAUGUGGACUUCAAGCUGCUGGAGAAACUGUCGCUGGAAAACUGUGGCCUCACACGGCGUGUCCAUGAGGAAGAGGAUGCCGGCUCACAGCUCAUUGGCUUCUACGAUGAGAUCAGGACCCCUCUGCUCUCUGACAUCCGCAUCGAUUACCCACCCAGCCUCGUGGAGCAGGCUACCAGAACCCUCUUCCCCAACUACUUCAAUGGCUCAGAGAUCAUCAUUGCUGGGAAGCUGGUGGACAGGAAGAGGGAUCGGUUGCACGUGGAAGUCACAGCCAGCAACAGUAAGAAAUUUGUUGUACUGAAGACAGAUGUGCCCUUGGAGCCCCAAAAGGUGGAGAAUGAUGUCACAGGAAGCACCAGGCCCAAGGGUGAUGGUGAGGGGGACCCCAACCAUCUCGAGCGUCUCUGGAGCUACCUGACCAUGAAGGAGCUGCUGAACUCCUGGUUACAGAGUGACGACAAGCGGGAGAAGGAGCAACUGAGGCAGAAGGCCCAGGCUCUGGCUGUGAACUCUCGCUUCCUCACCCCGUUUACCUCCAUGAAGUUGAAGAGACCUGCACUGCAGACAGAGAAGCUAGAUGAGAGCUAUGGCAUGUCCGCUGCAACGGGGCCUGAAACAGUGAUGCAGAGCCUGCAAGGCUCCAACCUGCAGCCAGGGCCUGCUCUCAAGAAACCAUAUGACCCGAGAAUUAAAGUCUCCAAAACAUCAGCGGACGGAGAUCCCCAUUUUGUUGUGGAUUUCCCCUUGAACAAGCUCACUGUCUGCUUCAACAUUGAUGGGCAGCCUGGGGACAUCCUGAGGCUGGUCUCUGAUCACACAGACUCUGGUGUGACCGUGAACGGAGCGUUAAUCGGGGCCCCCGCUCCUCCCGGCGGCCACAAGAAACAACGCACUUACUUCCGCACCAUCACCAUCCUCGUCAAUAAACCCAACAGGUCAUACCUUGAGAUCACACCACACAGAGUCAUCUUGGAUGGUGAAGACAGGCUGGUCCUCCCCUGCAACCAGAGCGUGGUAGUGGGGAGUCGGGGGCUGGAGGUGUCAGUGUCUGCCAAUGCCAAUGUCACCGUCACCAUCCAGGACACCAUUGCCUUCGUCAUCCUCAUUCACCUGUACAAAAAACCAGCCCCCUACCAGCGAGACCACCUGGGUUUCUACAUCUCCAGUAGCAAAGGCCUUUCCAGCAACUGCCACGGACUGUUAGGUCAGUUCCUGAACCAAGAUGCCAGAGUCACAGGGGAGCCUGACGGGCCCAGCAAGAACACGACUGGUUCUCCCCUCCCAAAGGCAGGCGAGGUGUCUGCGACUGUUUUGAAGGUGAAAGGACACCAGGUCCCGGUGGUCUGGAAACAGAGGAAAAUCUACAACGGGGAGGAGCAGGUAGACUGCUGGUUUGCCAGGAAUGCUGCCCAGCUGCUUGAUGGAGAGUACAAGGACUACCUGGCGGCCCAUCCUUUUGACUCAGAGACUUCAUUCGGCCUGGGAAUAUCCAGGGGACUCUGACACCAGCACCCUUAAUGUCAGAGUGGCUGACAGGGAAAUGGCCUUCGGGGACACUGUGGCAUGGUCCUUAUUGCUGGCCUGUGCCUGUCUCUUGGCAGUAUGCUGUGACCUUUGGCCUGCCGCUGGUCGCCUAUAGGUUGGACAUCGUCUUGAGCAAAGGGUAGUAUCAGGAAGCAGAAGUAAAAUGUUUCCCCUGCUUCUUCCUCCUGUCCAACCUUAUAGUUGGACAUAAGGUCCAACAUAAGUUUAUGUUCGGCAUAUAGUCCAACAUAAGGUUUCCUUCUGUACUAUAGAGAGAGGUGGUAGCGCCAAAGGGGGAAAGGCCAUGAUUAAAAGCAGGAAGUCCAUGUCUUGUACCAACUGGCUUGUCCAUCUCACAGCCCAUCAUAAAGGAACUCUGAUGAAGGAAGUUUGUCGCAAAGUUUGUUUUUUCUGUAGAAAAAGCCAAGUUUGGACACAAUUGCUUUUCACCUUGUUAAUGCUUAGGGAUCUUUCCUCUUCAUACUGCUGCAUUCUCCAGAUGUGUGGCCAGCCUCUGCUUCAGGGCGUUCUUUGGUGGAGCCCGGACCGUGGGUCAUGUGAUAGAUAGCCUAUAGAUUUGAUCAUUAUAAACUAUUAAGUCUUUUCUUAGGAGAAGAUUUUCUUCUACUGUGAUACCUUGCCCUUGAAAUUUAGUUUUCAUUUUUAUAAAAAAACUAAUUAAAACUUAGAAAAUCUACAUCCCAGCUACCCAUGUCUUUCUAAUGGGUUUUUACUUUGCCAGUGAAUAUUCUAUUUAUUCCAGUAAGCUACAUGCUUAUAAUAAAGAGGACAACUCCACAUGGAUGUUUUUACUGGCCCGUCUUGGUGCUGGAUGAAUGGCCAAGCUUUUACUAGGCACUUUUUGGCCUUCAUCAUCAUCACGGCCUUCUUUGUCCAGGAGGUGAUAAAUUAGGCUCCCCAGGUACCGGACUGGGAGGCAGACACAGCACAGGGAGAGACUGACAUACAGGAAUCAACCUGCAUGUUCUCAGCAGGAAGUACACCUGUGUACAGAGUCUAGGAAGCCUUUCCACACCUUGUGUAGGCAAAGCAGGGACUCAGCACGAGUCACGGGCUGUGGUUCCAGAGAGCGGACAUAGCCAAUCCCGUAAGGAACAGGUUAAAUUGGGGAGGGGAGCUCCAGGAGUCACCGACUGUCCACCUUCUCAUCGUGGGCACCCUCUUCGCAGCGCAUCAUAUGAUCACAGGACACGAGGGUGCUGGUGCCAUCGGAGCCUUACUUCCUGCUCUCCUCGCCAGUUCUCGGUUUCAGUUUGGUCUCCUCAGGACCACUGCGGUUCUGAAAGUCUGAUCCUCAUUGAGUGAGGGGCACAGUCGGGACACAGAUGGACACAGGGGGCACUUGUGUCAAACAGCAGAGAAAGAUUUGGGCCAGAGACGUAGGAUAGUUUGAUGUGAGACUGAAUGAAGUAAAGGCCUUCGUGCUGGCUUCACAGGGGUUGUCCCCAGUCGGGACCGACUCCAGAGCAGGCUUUCAUGAAAAAUGAAAGCAUGCUUAGCACUUGGAGGGAAAUCAGAGCUACAAAAAUUGUUUGUCAUACUUGCCUUCCCAUGGGAACCAUUUGAACAGCAAAACGACUUCCACGUGUUCCUGUUGGACCAGGGGAUUAAGUUAGUAGCUGGGGACUUUUCAGUCUUCUCUCAGUCUCUCUCCUCUGAGUGCAGCCACUAGACGGUGGUCUGCCAGCUGUGUUAUUUUUGACUCCCACCAUCUCAGACUAGCCACCUGUUUUCAUGCCAGCAUGUGAAGAUACCUGCCCAGACUGACAGAUGCUCCCAUAUUUCAGAGCUCAGAGGAAGAGGAGGAGCAUGAGCCAGGGCCAGCCAGGGAGUGGCCAGGCCCAACAUACAACUGCAGUUCCAGCUGAGUAGAUGUCCCCUGAGCCAGAGGUCAGCCCGCUGUGUUAACAGUGGGAGUAAUGACCUGUGUUCCAGGUGUAGGCCUCAGAGCUGCAGAGAGGAGUCUACUGAGAGACAUUCCCACUUCUUACUGCUUUUCAAGAGCAGCGGAGAAUAUUGCAGUGGCCUAACCAUCGCUUCCUCUCCUACUUAGGAAAAAAAAAACAAUUUUUUUAAGUAUCAAGAUUGAGCUCUUAUUUUAAAGUUUUUACUUGAGACAAAUUCACUUUUCUUUCUCCUCCUCUUCAGUUGUACAUCUGUUUUUAUUGCUAAAGGUAUUUACCAUUAAAUUUUCUCUUCUCACCUGGAAACUGACAUAUGUGAGCUCAAAAUUCCACACUGAUGUUAUACUUAGGGCCUUUUAAUUUGAUCGAAAAAUGUAGCAUUUUCUGUUGGCCAUGUGGUGAAGAGUAAGCUAUUUUGAAGUCAAUGCAGGAUGAAGGAGGAAUUCUCUUCUCCUCUGGUAGGGAAACUGAGGCAGGGUACCAUUGGGUGAUUUUUCCCAUGUUAGGUAAAAGACUCACAGGGAGACCAGGCUGAAUUUCCAGAACUACUUUUGUUUGCUUUGACACAUUUUCACCAUCUGGGCAAUCAUUUAUUUUCCUUGACCAUUUAUAAAUUUACAGAGGGUAACUAAAUGAGAAGUUAAAUGAGAUUGAGAAAUAGGUUGCAUUCAGAGAAGAUAAAUCACAUGUGUCAACACAGCUAAUGUGAAAGAGUCAUAACAACUGAUUAAGAUCUUAAAAGUCUUCAUCUCUGGCUUCCCACCCCCUCCCACAUCUAAAAAGAAAGCCUUCUAAUGGGUCAUCUUGAUUUAAAGUUUUACAUUCUCCAAAUAAAUGGACUGAAUGUUCUCUGCCCAGCCAUGCUGGGUGGUUUACCGUC
Molecule: messenger RNA, 5739 nt
Organism: Artibeus jamaicensis (Jamaican fruit-eating bat)
Lineage: Eukaryota; Metazoa; Chordata; Mammalia; Chiroptera; Phyllostomidae
Gene: ITIH5
Product: inter-alpha-trypsin inhibitor heavy chain 5
Exons: 14
Coding region: 88-2913 (941 amino acids)
Biological process (GO): hyaluronan metabolic process
Molecular function (GO): serine-type endopeptidase inhibitor activity
Source: RefSeq, a predicted model, not a curated record